UAUGACUAACGUCGCUUUAGUAGUGGGAGCUGCGAGCAAUUUAGGUUUUAAUGUACUAAAAAAACUCACAACAGUGUACAAAGGGAAGAUAUAUUUUACAACAGAAGAUGCCUCCACGGGAUACAACAUACAAGAAACGUUGGAGAAAACAGCUGAUGUUGAAUUUAUACAAAUGGACAUCACUUAUACGAAGAGUAUAAUCAAAUUGAGACAUCACAUACAAGAUCUGGAUGAAAGAAUUGAUUUGUUAAUAAACAAUACGGAAUACGUACAAACGGAUAAGAAAAUAACCCAUGCUGAAAAAGUGAGACGGACAUUAAGUGUAAAUUUCUACGGUUAUAUAAAUUUCGGGAAAUUAGUCUAUCCAAUAUUAAGUGACAACGCAAGAGUAGUGAAUGUAUCAGGACCGGCAGGUUUACUAGCUACAAUAGAAAAUGAAGAUAUUAGAAGAAGAAUAAGCGAUCCUUAUCUCACAGAAGAUGAAUUAGUAGCGAUUAUGCAGGAGUACGAAGAAGCUGCUAGAAAGGGAAUCGAGAAGACGGAAGGCUGGGGUUUGAGUGUGACUGCAGUUAGCAAAGUAUCUCUAAACGCAGUUACAUUUCUUCAACAUCGAGAAUGGUCUGAUAAAGGAGUUGUAAUAAAUUGUGUGAAUCCUGGAAACAUUUCUACCAGAGAAGGAAGGAAGACGACUAAAGUAUAUGAAGAAGGUGCUAAGGCUAUUUUGUAUUUGGCUUUGGAAGCUCCGUUAACGAUUAAAGGCAAUUUUGUAUGGAGUAAUUAUAAUGUUAUUGAAUGGAACAGUGAUCCGUACGUCGAAGUGACUACUGUCUAAUUAAGGACUAAUCUAUUUCUUCUCUAAUUAAUUUAUUCUUAUGCUUUAAUAGAUGUUCUUUUCUGUGCGUCAUAGAUGUAGUUUAUCUAGAAACUAGCUAUUCCCAAGCGACUUCAUCCGCAUGAAAGUAUAAAUUUUCAUUUUAUUGUUCACAUUUGACAAAUU
Messenger RNA from Papilio polytes (common Mormon), 997 nucleotides. RefSeq lists its product as uncharacterized. The record is from RefSeq and is a predicted model, not a curated record. The coding region runs from base 2 to 832 and encodes 276 amino acids. The transcript has a single exon. Gene Ontology annotation, molecular function: oxidoreductase activity. Lineage: Eukaryota; Metazoa; Arthropoda; Insecta; Lepidoptera; Papilionidae.